UGAACAUGUGUCUACCAAAGGAUGCUAGAACUUUCCUGAAAACAAAUAGAAAUGGACCAGAAAUAUCAAAAAUUGGAGAUGGUCUGUUUUGGUAUCGCGGUAUUAAAGAGGGCCUCACCAAGCAUUUGCGUUUUGUUAAGGUGCCAAGCACUCUUUCGCUGAACAUCUUUAUAGAUGGACUACCACUAAGUAACAGCAGUCCAACGCAGUUCUGGCCAAUAUUGGCAAAUAUUUAUGAAAUGCCUAAACUAUCGCCAUUUACUAUAGCAAUUUAUGCCGGAAGAUCAAAGCCAAAUGAUCUGGAAAAAUAUCUGAAGCAAUUAGUGUCAGAAUUAAAUACCCUUAUUGAUGGAGGAACAAUUAUUAACCAGACAAAAAUAGCAAUUCGAGUGCGAGCCGUCAUAGCAGAUACUCCUGCUAGAUCGUUUAUCAAGGUAGUGUAG
Molecule: messenger RNA, 443 nt
Organism: Anopheles merus
Lineage: Eukaryota; Metazoa; Arthropoda; Insecta; Diptera; Culicidae
Exons: 2
Coding region: 6-443 (145 amino acids)
Source: RefSeq, a predicted model, not a curated record